AUGCCCACCACGGGAUCCUCCAGAUCGGCCAGCACUCGGUUUACUCAGACGCCCUCAAAUAAGCCCUCCAAGCCUCCACACAAAGAUCCCAAUCCACCCUCUCAGAAAAAGGCGAGCAACAGAGGCCCAUACGCCGAGAAAGCUUGUUAUCCGUGUCGGAAAGGGCACCGCAAGUGCAGGGACAUCAGGACCAUAACUGGAAAGCCAGUCUGUGGCCUUUGUGCGGAUCAAGAGCUGGAAUGCACUUGGCCAGACGACGGCCCUCCCACCGGCCAUGGAAGGACUUACGACCGCUGGAACAACACCUACACCAGUAGAGAUCCCCCCCAUCCUAGCUGGGACUAUACGAGCUCUGAAUAUGAUGCCGAAGGUGGUGAUGGCGACAGCAACUCGAAUAUCACCGAUGAAGAUGAGGAGGGCUGGAGUAGUGAGCAUGCUAGCGGCGGAAACCAGGGUGUAGAUGCCCACGAAACACACCACAAUAGCAUCGCCCAACAGAUUGACAAUCAAUCCUCGCCUGCUCGCACUCAUCACCAUUUCCCUCACACUGUUCGCCCUCGGCCUCGCACCCAGCAAACCCCACGCGUCCCCACCACUGGCUUGCAGCUGCCGCUUUUCGGCCAACAGCAACCCCCAGUACCAGCUGCCACUGCUUCCGCUACAGACGACACUUCAGUCUCUGAUAGGUACCGUCAACCCUCCAAUAGUCACCAAGCUCCCCCUCCUCAACCCAGAUAUCCUGAUCGUCUAGAGCUUUUGGCGACCGCUGCUGCCGCUGUAGAAGGAAACCGCUCGGACUUGGGUAGGAGUCUGAACAAUGGAGCUUAUGGGAGAUUAAGGAUCAAGGAUGAGGACGAGGGGGAUGAUGAUGAGGAAUACGAGUAUGAGCGAUAA
Messenger RNA from Cryptococcus wingfieldii CBS 7118, 894 nucleotides. RefSeq lists its product as hypothetical. The coding region runs from base 1 to 894 and encodes 297 amino acids. Lineage: Eukaryota; Fungi; Basidiomycota; Tremellomycetes; Tremellales; Cryptococcaceae. The transcript has 3 exons. Gene Ontology annotation, molecular function: zinc ion binding; DNA-binding transcription factor activity, RNA polymerase II-specific. The record is from RefSeq and is a predicted model, not a curated record. Gene Ontology annotation, biological process: regulation of DNA-templated transcription.